UAUUCAUUGGUCUACUUGUUGCCACACGUUCCGCUGACCUGUCCGUUCGCCCGCCGGCGAACAUUCCAUAACCGUUGCCGGCCAAAGGUCCUCGACUUCUAUGGAAUAUUGUUUGCGUGGCGGGUUGUGAGCGGAGGGAAAUGGGUGUGGGGCGUGGGGCUACCUGAAGCUCUGGUUUCCGGGUUGUCUCCGCCGUCCCUUCCAGUGUUCUGCCUCGCUCCCCAACGCUUCCCCUCUUGCGUCUCUCUUUCUCGUCCUCUUUUGCUUUGAACCCUUACCUUAACCGGCUAACCCUAAUGCUCUCUCUCCACGAGGGUUUGGAAUUCAGCGUCGAGGGAUCAUCGCUGCUCCCCUUUCUUAUCGGAUCAUCUCUCUUUUUCUGUUUGUCUUUCUUCUAUCGGUUCGGGAGUUCUAAUCCGAUCGCCCGGAUGCUCUGUUUGACAUUUGGAGUGGUUCUUUUUAUGGAGAAACUAGCGGAAAUCUAGCUCACAAGAAAGGGCUUCGAAGAUAAAGAUCAGAUUUUUAUUGGAUGGGGAAUGAUGUGAAUGAAGUUGUGCAAGUGCAGAAAAAUUCUUUUAAUGCAAAGGUCCACGUUUCAAUGUCUUUGGAGCUUACAAAAAUAGUGGAUAGUGUCGUUACAAUUCUUCCUGCAAUAGAAUCAGCUCGGCCAGGACACUCAUCUGGUAUACAGGAGUUAUGUUGUUUACACAAUUCGAUUGAGAAAGCCAAGCUACUUCUUCAUCACUGUGCAGAAUCUAGCAAGCUCUACUUGGCAAUAACAGGGGAAAAAACUUUAUUAAGAUGUGAAAGGAUCAGAAGUGACUUGAAUCAAAGCUUCUGUCGGAUUCAAAAUAUGGUUCCGCCAUUGUUAGCUUCUCAGAUUUCUGAAGUUCUUGAUUAUAUUAGAAAUGCAAAUUUUAUCAUUGAUUCUGUGGAAGAAGAGGCUCGCAGAGCUUUGCUAGGACUGCUUAAGAAGACUAAAGCAAGUGAUGAUUUAGAACUUGAGGCCUUUCAAAUUGCAUGUUCAAGGUUGAACAUCACAUCUCCAAAAGCUCUUUUGAUAGAAAGAAGAGCCAUUAAAAAGCUACGAGAUAAGAUCCGUGAUACUGAGUCUGAAAAAGAGAGGUGGUUGGUUUACCUUCUGCAUCUCCUACAUAAGCAUGGAAAGAACAUGAGGCCUGAUAUUAGUGAGCACAAAGAGAAUGCCAAUGAACAGAGUAAGUCCCUGACUCUAGGGACAAAUGCUGCAUGUGAUUAUGGUAACUCUGAAAAAAAUGAUGAGUCCAGUGAUCAUGGUGAGGCUCAAACUGAUCUAUCAAGAACUACUGCACCUCCUGAGGAAUUUUAUUGCCCUAUUUCAUCAGAAUUGAUGUUUGAUCCUGUGGUUAUAGCCUCUGGGCAAACAUAUGAAAGGAUAUGGAUAGAAAAGUGGUUUGAUGAAGGACAUGAUAUAUGUCCUAAGACGCAAAAGAAGUUAGCAGACCUUUCUAUGAUUCCAAAUUCUUUAAUGAAAGAUCUCAUAUCCAAUUGGUGCGGUAAGCAUGGUAUUAACAUAGUGGACCCAUGCUCGCAGCCUACCCCUGCGACUUUUCGCUCCUGGGAGCCUUCACAUUGCAAUUCCAUAUCAGGUUUGAAGAAUAUUUCUGCACCCUUAUUAGAUGGCAAAACUGGAGAGUACAUAGUCCAAAAUGUCCACAGCAACGUGUCAUGUAUCUCCUCUGAUGCUAGCUACUGUUCAGAUUCAUCCCAUGUUAGGGGCAUUGAGAACCCAAAGGGUAAAUGUGCUCCAUUGUUCCCUUGGAGUGAUGAUUAUCAAAAAUAUCGGUCAUUUUCCAACUUCAACCAUGACAUGUUUCUGAGAUUCUUUUAUGGGCUCUCUAAACUUUCAUUGGACCUCCAAGGCAAAGCGGUGGAAGAUGUGAAAAACCUUUUGGAAGGGGAUGAACAGACCUGUUAUGCUAUGCUUUUCAAUGGUUUUGCAGAAGCACUGCUGCGGUUUUUGAAGAAUGCACAUGAGCUGUCUGAUGUGCAGGCACAGAGAACUGGAGCUCAAUUUUUUCUUGCUUUUCUGAGUAAUAGCAGGGUCGAAAUUCCAUCCCUGGGUGACGAUGUGUUUCAGUUGUUGACAUCCUUUCUUGAUUCUGAAGUAACAACAGAAGCUUUGAUGAUACUCCAGAAGUUGUCUCAUUUUCCGAAGUGUAGAUCUCGCAUUGCGACAUCUGGCAUUGCUUCUUCAGUUAUAAAAUUCCUAGAUUCUGAAGACACCGAAUUUCUAGAGCUUUCCAUGAAAAUCCUUUGUGAUUUGUCACUUCAAAAUGAGAUAAAAUGUCUUAUUUUAUCCUCUGGAUGCAUAUCACAACUGGUAUCGCUUUUGAGUGACAGAAGACUAGCAGAAUUUUGCUUUAAAAUUAUGCAAAACUUAAGUGAUGAUGAAGAGGCUGCAGCAUUGAUUGCCAAUACCGAUGGAUGCCUUGCUGCAAUUGUAGAACUGCUCAAUGGUGGCACUCGUGAAGAACAACAAUAUGCUGUGACUAUCCUACAUUCCUUAUGUACUCACAGUACUGCAAAUUGUUUACUGGUCCUGAAAGAGGGCGUGAUUCCAGCUCUGGUUGAAAUAUCGGUGAAUGGGAAUGCCAAUGGGAAGGUGACCUCUUUGAAGCUGCUUCACCUUUUAAGCGAUAUCAUGCAUAAUGAGUAUCUUGACGGUUCAUACGGUCCGUCCGGAACUAUAUCUGAACCAGCAAAGGAUUCCAUUGAAUGCUCUGCUAGCAAAAAGCAGAGAUCAAAAUCCUCUGUUUUUUUGGGAAAGAAAAUUAAAUUAUUCUCAAAGCUUAGAUCCUCGGCAGCUCUAUUUUAAGCAGUUGGCAAGAUUUCCAGGUAUGACCGACAUGGACAAUAUUUCUUACUCUGACCAGUUAAGAAAAUGUUUUUAUUAGGCCAAAGCUGAAAUCCUGUUAGGUUAAGGCAAGUUUUGUUGGAAUACUUCGUGGGAUGCUCGUCCACAUGUAUUUGCUUUAGUUUGCCGCUUUAUGCUGCAUGUGAAUGUAUAGUCAUGGCAGUGUUGUUUUAUUGUACAAAGGCUCCGUUGUCCUUCUAGUCCCUUUUUGACAUUUGCUGAAUACAAUUGAGUGAUAGGAUAUGGGAAUGGAUUCUUAUAAGCAAUGUCUUGCUCAGCGACAACUCCUGUAAGUUGUAUAAAACAUAAGCUUCAUAAGAAAGCCGGGUUAUGUUAUUCAUUGUGUUGCAAUUUUUUGUCAACAAUACCUUUUUUAAAUUCUAUUAGAGGCCUUAAUGCCUAAUCUCACAGAGAGAGAGAGAGAGAGAGAGACCUAAGGGUGGUCCAAAAUCUUGGGAAUAUUCCUUGAGAUUUGUUUAUGUUUCCCAGCGCUGCCCUUAAGUUUUGCAUGAAUUAUCGCAUGUCCUUCCAUUGUUUGUUGCCAGGCAGGAUGGGAAGUCUUGAUGGAACUUUGCUGUCUUCCAGUUUUCCCUAGUAUCUUUGUGAAAUGGCUGGUUUUGUUGGCUUCAUGGUGCACCUAUCGUGGGUUUUCCAUAGGCAUGGAAGGGACUGGUGUUGUUGAGGAGGGUUUUGGAAGUAUCGUGAUUUGAGUUCCUGUGGAGGGUAACACCAGGUUCGCUUGGCCUCUUGGUGGUAUUCUGGCCGUUGCUUGGUGAGUUUGGUGUAGAAGGGAGGAGUUGCAAGAGAGUUGGUCAGGAUCGAUCUUGAUGUGCCAGCAUCUUCGUGGCGUUCUGGCUGGUACUGUGUUUCUGUUAAGGUGUUCUUGUAGGUAUUUGAUGAAACGUGACUGAAUGGUUGAGUGGCUAGCUCAUUGCUAGGCUGCUCCUAUUAUAGUUGCCAUUGCUCCGACGCUCCUAAGGUGCUUGGAUUGGUUUUUUGCUUGAUCAUUGGUGGUCUCAUUGAGGUGUUCUCAAGGUGUUUGAUAAAAUCUUGCUGAAUGGUUGAGCACCGGUACAUUGCUGCUCCUGUUAUGGUUGCCAUUGCUCCCAACUCCUAUUAAAUGUUUCAAUUGGCUGUCUACUUGACCAUUGGUAUUUUCUUGAUCUCGACUCGUCCAGCACUAUUUUUCCGACAGGAGUUUGAUACCUUGACUCCUCCUGCAGGUCACCUAGAGACCUUUUGGAGAUAGGCCUUAAGCUGCUAGGCCAGCUGUAGCUAUAUUUGAUCCAUACUUCCUUGACCAAGUGGAGCUGACUGUGUUGGUUGAUUUUGAUGGCGGAGAUUGUUGGGGCUUUCUGCUAUGUUUGUGACUGAAGACGGGAGAUUAAAGGAGAUGGCAUUGGUCUUUAGUAUAUGUUUGCGGACCAUUCACAAUAACUGGCAAGUCUUUUUUACGGACUAAAUAAAGCUGAAGGCACUUGAUAUUUAUGCUUGGAAAAAGGACUACUUGAUAGGAUGGAAAACCAAGUUCCUGCAAAGUACGAACCAGUUGCACUGCUUGCACUCAUCAACAUCAUCAACUUUUCCACCUGCUAAGAAAGUUACUGUGGAAGAUCUUAAAUGGAAAAGUCAAGUUAUGCCUGAAAAAGAUAACGUUAAGAAUCAAACAUAUCAGCUAUAAAUAAAAAAAUACUGCCAAGGAAAUAUUUGCAAAUUGCUUAUCAGUCAAUUGAUUUAUAUAAUUUUUCACAAUGAUUUUGUUUUCAUUAUGAGUUGUUUCAGGAUGUCUAUUUUGAGAUUGAUGCACAGGUGAUUUACUGUCCAGUUGAUCAGUUGCUGUAGUAUGAUGGUUGCACAACUAGCUCAGAAAAGCACAUGUCCCACCAUCUGGUAAUUUUGUAUCCUUGUGGAACCAAAACAACGGUAACAAGGUAUAAUUUGUCGGAUUUGUUUUGCAUAAUUUUUCUUUUACAACAACAAUAACAACAACAACAAACAAAAACAUUGCUUCAAAGUUUAGUACAUUACCAAGCCAUCUUUUAUGAAUUCAAUCGAUAAACAUCUUUUAAGGUACAAGCUCAGACUCACUGUACGAGAUCACACUGAUUAAGCACAUUUUGUCUUAUUUGGACAACCAGCACUGGUGGUGCUUCGACGUCCGCUUGAACUUGUCCAACAAAUGACAGCGGAGGUAUGAUCUUUCCUUUGCAUAUUAUUUGAAUUGAUAGACAUGAUUUUUUUAGAUAUGGUGACCUUGAUUAGUUUAACUCAUCUUUUUAUGAGCUUUACAAUCAUGUUCAAAAAUGUGAAGGACAGCAGUACAUAUUCCGGAUUCAUAUUAGGAAACAAUUUUAGCUUUUCAGAGUAUGGAGCGUAUACUGCCAUUACACCCGAAAGAAUUAUCUGAAUUAUCUGAGAUUAUGUACGAGCACAAGUUAUUGCACCACCUGCACUUGAGACACUCCCCAAUGAAGAAGAAGACUCAACCGACUCUCAGACUGAAUAAGGAUCAACAUAUAAGGAAACUGAAUUUAGGCUUUAGGCUAUCAGAGUAGAUAACAGAAAAACUUCUCUCAGGCUAAUUUUUGUUCUUUGGCACGUUUUUGGUUAUCCCUGAACUAGUUUUGAAGACACCAGCUUUUCGUUUAUACACAAAUUAUAGUUGCUUUUUUGAUUCCUGUAACUACUAUAACGUAUACUUUUGUCAAUGUAGCUUGGAUAUUAUAGAGUCAAGCAGUGUUUUGCUUGCAUUUGAUAAACAAAUAGAUUCUACAUGCUAAUUCAAAAUCUCGCGUUGGUUCCGUGAAGGUAUGGCUGGAGCAGGUUAUGUUAACAGGAAUUAUAAGGGUCUGUUGCUGGUGGCUUUGCAGGCAAGGUUGGUUCCCAAUGCUGAAUCAACUGCUGCCUUGAAGGGAUUAUACUUGCACUGGAGCAGUUGAAAGCUGAUAGAAUAUGGAUAGAAGACUUUAUAGCUCAGUACAGAAUGCUUUAGUUAUUGCCUUGGUCUUCAUCCACUGCUUCGGAUGCCUUCUACCUUGUUUUGGUCUCAGGAUCCGUCCAGCCAAUCCAGUGACGGGUGCCAACCGUCUGCGUGCUCGUUGGCGGCUCCAAACUAUAUGAAGCUGGAGGUAGAUUGAUUCAAUUUCGAAAGUUAUAUUGCAAGUCAUUGCAUCCUAUGAUUUUGAUUGCUAGAGUAAUCACAUUCUAUUAUUACCGAUGUACCUUCUUCUUGAUAAAAUUGCAACCUCAAUCAAGCCAACUUUUUUAUCACUUCUCUGCUUCCUUUUCCAUAAUGUAAUUUUAGGGUUUGAUUGGGGGACUUGUGGGCUAACAUUAGGGAUCCUGUGGGCUAACUUCCAUCAAAGGAUCAUCAGAGGAGUGAUAAAACUGAAGACCAGAAUGAAAGCAUCUAAAGCCAGUCCCAGCUGGCUCUCUUCAUGACCUUCUUGACUUCUUUCUGAAAAGCCUUUCCCCACCAAACCCAAUCAGACACAAUGAAGGAACCAUUUUGUCCCCACCAUCGUUACAGUUGUGGAAGGCUUUGGGCAGGGCCCAACAUCAUCCCCUUCAGAAAGAUUGAUGAGGACAAGGGUACUUGGAAGCCAACAGACCAACCCAAAAAGAAUCAUAAAGGUGGGCAUCUCAUGACCAGCAAAAUUGUGGAUCCUUAUGAUCAUAGUUAUCCAAGGUCACUCAGUCUCAUUUCUGCAAUGGGCCAUGGGAUGAUAGUACUGGAAGGUGGUAUCUUUGAAGUUUAUUAUGUGGCCAGAAGGAUGCAAGCAUUGUAGAACUGAAUUAAUAUUUGGGUGUUCUUGGGGGUUGAAACAAAUAUAGUAGCAUUCCUCAUCAAUGAUAGAUAUUUAUAAAUUAGUUCUUUGCAUACUCCUAGUCCUACUGCCAGGACUCGCAUAAAUAUGUCGGUUCAUUUCAAUUAACUGACGAGUUCUUGUUCUUAUAUAUCUAAAUAUUAUGUCUCCUCUAACUAGUUGAUACAUCUCUUAAUUUCUAAAAAUGAGUCACCAUAACCUUAACUGUAAUUAUCCAGCCUAUUUCCAAUUAUUUGAGGUUUGCUUUGUAGAUCGUCAUAGGCCAUGUAGAUUCAUUUCAUAGUUAUUAAAUAUUUUAUUUAGCGGGUCGGUCUAUUUGAUGUCCUAUUUUCCUUAUCCAAGUUUGUGACUGACCGUAGCAGUUUUUUCUAAAGAUUAAUUAUCAAUUAAAUAAAAACUUUGUGGCAGUAUAUUUCAUGUGCAAUCGCAGAAAUUUUCAUGUGUAGUGGCUUGUCCGACAAAUCCAUUACUUGCUUUCUAAGUGAUAAAUAUGGUCCAAAUUUAUCAUGUCGCAAAAGUGGCUGUUGACUAAGUGACUUCUGAUCCUUUAGGCCAUUUCUGGCUGGGGGGCAAUGAAUAGCGAUGCUAAAACUGUUGCACGACUAUUCAAAGGGAUGGGGAAAGAGAUAAAAUAGAAUAAAUACUCACAUUGAAGUGGACUGAAGAAGGGCAAGGGUACAGAGGCCAGGAGGGGGAGAUGAGGAUGGAGAGAAGUUGUUAGAACGGUGGGAAGCAGAGUGGCCACCAUGGCCAGAAGAAAAUGGGGACAAUCCCACAUGUACAAGGUGGGUGGGAGAGGGUCUCAUCCAGAAAUCUCCAAUCCUGUGCCCUGUUGCUUUGGCCCAUAUGUUCCCAGUUCUAAGGAUGUGAUGCCUCAAUCAAGCUGUGCCAUUUAUCACACUUGGUCUUUUUUUUUUCUUUUCUUGAAGAACACACACUCAGUCUUCAAUUGUCGGGUUUGAUUUAUGCACCAUAUCAAGAUAGGUUUUAUGCGAAUUUUUGGAGAUCGAUCAUCCGGUUACUUUUCAGAUUUUUUUUUUUCAAAAGGAAAACAUGUCAUAAAACUUGAAAUAGAAGCUUUUUAUUUUUUUUGAAUGGACUUGAAACACAAGUUAUGUUGGAAAAAUGGUUUUCCUUGUUAUUCAUUAAUCCUGUUUUACAAAAGUAUUAUGAUCAUUUGCAUAAAUACAAAUCAUGGAUAUCCGAACAGUCUUGAGCAUUUUAAUUAGUUUUCUGAUUUCCUGAUUUUCUAUUUCGAAACUGCUUCAGGGAAUACCAACAUCAACAUGUAUAAGUUCUGAUUUCCUCCGAAGCAAAAAAAAAAAAAAAAAAAAGUACUGGCUUCGAGGUUCCUCUUAUCUUGCUUUGCAUGUCGUAUUAAAUUAACUUGUUAUUUAUACUUAAUUUUAUUCUCAUAGUGGAUUCGAUGAACCAAAAGGUGAGCUAGGCAUGAUUGUUGCUUCAUCUUUUUCAUUCUCUAUCUUGGACUAUUGAUUUGAAGGUUUCAGUUGGAAAUAAAACAACAUACCACACUGAGCGAGCAAGUGAGUAUGUCCAAAGUUUCAUACGGUUAUGCAUCAUCCAUUCAUUUUACAUUGAUAUACAUGGAGCUGAUCUCAACCCUUUCAAAGUCAUGUGAUGCCAUUUCUUAGUAGCGGUUUUUUAUUCUCAUACAUUCUCUUUUGGUCACCUCCUCUAUGGAAAGGACAAGUACAAGACAAAGGGACCCAAACUGAUAAGCAGCACUACCAAAGGUGAUCCUGUUGGGUUGGGAAAGGAUCAAAUCAAAUCCAAAAGGAGAGGCCUGAGGACCUGUGGAUGAGAUAGCAGGCACUGUUCCCAAGGCAGAGCCUUUCUUGGUGGGGCUGGGGAGUUGGGGUACCUAACUUUUAAAUACUUGUCCUCGACCUGGCUCUGAUCUCCAACAAAAAGAGAGAGAUGCAUGCACCCUUCCCAAUUACAUAGCAAGUCAGAGAACAACUCAACCUCCACUGGUACCUAGUCGCUUUUAUCCCUGUGGGAAAGCUCAGAUGUUAUCAAGCACUCAUUUGCUUCGAGUCUGCCAAUGCAUGUUAUCCACACAGGAGGGGAGGGACCCAAGACAGCAAAAGCUAGGAAGAAGGAAAGUAUGAACCAAUAACAAGGAAAGAAAUGCUAAGAGGCUUGAGUUUAUGGCCUUUGCAAUCUCUUAACACAAGAAUCCAUGGUGCUUGACAUGGUGUCGAAUUUGGUGAAGUGUUGUUACUGCACCGGCCCUUGAAUAUCUAACGCAUGGAGCAAUAGUAGUGGUUGUUCAAUUUCUAGGAUUUCAUUAUUAGCGUUCUUUCCCCCCUUGAAUCAACCUUUAUAAUUAAUUCUUUGGUUAAUGUGGAACUCUUGCUAAUUCCUUCAUAAUUUGGAUGCUCUCACUUUAUAUGAAAA
This is a messenger RNA of Phoenix dactylifera (date palm), 9144 nucleotides long. The record is from RefSeq and is a predicted model, not a curated record. NCBI's taxonomy places the organism in Eukaryota, Viridiplantae, Streptophyta, Magnoliopsida, Arecales, Arecaceae.